GACAAACGCGUCACUUCCCGUGGAAAGCUGUCUCGUGCUGCCCCGCGUGUUGUGUGAACCGGUGUGGGUCGCGCGGAGUCAGGUAACAGCGGAGAAGGGGCGGGCCGUGUAGCCCGCCCCCCACAAACACAGAAAGGAUGGCUGAGCCUGCUGGGGCCUCCAGCCGUCAUGAAAAAAGUUUAGGUCUUCUAACCAGUAAGUUCGUAUCGCUCUUGCAGGAUGCUAAGGACGGAGUGUUGGAUCUAAAAGUGGCUGCUGAUACUCUGGCGGUUAGACAAAAGAGGAGGAUAUAUGAUAUUACUAAUGUUUUGGAAGGAAUUGGUUUAAUAGAAAAAAAAUCAAAGAACAGUAUCCAGUGGAAAGGUGUAGGUUCUGGAUGCAACUCCAAAGAAGUAAUUGAGAAACUUAAAAGCCUGAAAGCUGAUAUCGUCAAUUUGGAUCUUAAAGAAAAGACACUAGAUCAACAAAAAGCUUGGUUGCAGCAAAGCAUUGAAAAUAUAAAGGACGAUACAGUAAACAACAAAUUUUCUUAUGUGACUCAUGAAGAUUUAUGCAAUUGCUUUCAUGAAGACACCCUUCUUGCAAUUCAGGCUCCAUCUGGUACACAACUGGAAGUUCCAAUUCCUGAAAUGGGUCAAAAAGGAAGCAAGAAAUAUCAGAUUAGUCUGAAGAGUCAGUCGGGGCCUAUCCAAGUAUUGUUAAUUAAUCAAGACUCCAGUUCUUCAAAGCCAAUUGUUUUCCCAGUUCCUCCACCUGAUGAUAUUCCACCAUCCUAUUCUCAACCAGAAAAAUCAUUAACUGCAUUAUCAGCAAAGUCAAGUAAACCAUCAACAAUACAGGAAGACUGUCCACAAAAUCAAGUGGUACCAAAUAACUUUUCACAGCCUGAAAAGUCAUUACCUGCAUUUAUUUUGGAUGAACAGUUACAAACACAGUCCCAGCUUUCACAGCAAAAAGUGGCACAAGAUGACUAUUUGCAGGCUACCUUAUCCAAUACAUUAACUUCAAGUAAACCAUCAGUGAAAGAAGAAAACUUUCCACAGAAAAUAGCACAGGAUAAUACUCUGGAGGCAGGGACAACCACAGAAUAUAACUAUUAUAAUUCACAAGAGAGCUCCGCUACAAGCAGUUAUACUGGCCUUCCAGAGUCUAUUUUAUAUGCUGCCCUUGCAAACGAUUUUACACAGCCUAACAGCUCCAGUGCAUACUCCUAUGUGCACACAAUGGAUGUUAAUACAAUAAAACCAAACUCUUUUGAUGUAAUGAAAAUGGACGAAUCAGAAGGGCCAAUAAGUAAUGAUAUCAUUGAUGAAUUAAUGUCUUCUGACGUUUUCCCGUUGUUAAGACUUUCGCCAACUCCAGGAGACGAGUACAGCUUCAAUUUGGAUGACACUGAAGGAAUCUGUGAUCUGUUUGAUGUGCAGAUAUUAAAUUAUUAGAUCUAUCCCUAUGGAUUCCAAACUACCUCUCAUCCUUACACUAAAUAGUCACAAAUACCAGCGGGCACUAUCAUUUUUAAUUUCCUUAAAUGUCUAUUUUUAUUUUGUACAUUUAGAUUUAAGAAGUUUAUAUAAUUUUAUAGUUUCAUAAAAUAGUCUGUUUUAUUGAAUAAUACUUUGGAUUAAAGGGACAUUGCAGUGCAAAAAUAAUGGGCUCUAUUUUGUUAAAACUUACUAUUUUUGCUUUACUUUCUACGUAAAGAAAACUCAGCCAUUAAUUAGUGUUGUGAGAGUGCUUUUUCUAAGCUGCUCUUAAGUGGGACUUUUUUUUUUAUGUGCUUUAACCCCUUUGCGGGGCUUGAAAUCACAGUUCCACAGUGAGUAGUACAAAAAUGUAAAUGCUCUGACAAACUGAAAUAUUUUUCCAUUACAAUGUCCUUUUACUAUUGCAAUUGAUGCAUUUAGGGUGAAAUAUAUAUAAUUUCACAAAAAAAUAUUUUUUUUAUAGCAGCCUUUUUGCACUGAAAGUUAGCGGAUUUUGUAACAUCACCCUAUUGAAGCAAUCCGAAUCUAAUUGUAAAACACCCUUUAAUUUAAAAGUAGAUAGCCUGGUCUACUAGAAACCACAUGGGUGCAUUUGGGUAUUAAACAGAAGCAAUUUUGUAAUAUACAUGCAUUAGCAAAAAUGCUUCUAAUAAAAGUUAUAGCUGUUUCAAAAGUGUAUUUAAGUAUGCACCGUGCACCGGCAUUUUAAGCACAGCACUUGCUUAGAGAGCCUAAGAUGCUUCUACUAUCUGGUAAUGACACAAUUUGUUAAUUGCUGACAUGAUACAAGCCCCACUGAUAAUCUGAGCAGCUGCAGUAUUUAAAAUGUGGCUGCAGUAAAGAUAUCUAGCUAUGCUUCACAUGCACGUGCAGACAUGUUACCACUAAAACAGUAAUAACUUUUACUAGAAGCAUUUUUGCCAAUACAUGUAUAUUGCAAAUAUGUGUCUAUUCAAAGAUGUAAUUAAUCUAUGUGCAUUUAAAUUUGACUGGAAUGUUCCUCUAAGUUGGUCAGAAUAAGAGCAGGGUAGCUAUUUAAAUAAUUGACGUUACUUUAAAGGGACAUGACACCCACAUUUUUUUCUUUCAUGAUUUAGAAAGAGAAUGCAUUUUUAAACAUCUUUCUAAUUUACCUCUAUCUAAUUUGUGUUAUUCUCUUGAUAUUCUUUGCUGAAAAGCAUAUCUAGAUAUGCUCAGUAGCUGCUGAUUGGUUGCUGCACAUAGAAGCCUCAUGUGAUUGGCUCACCCAUGUGCAUUGCUUUUUCUUAAAAUAAGGAUAUCUAAAAAAAUUAAGCAAAAUAAAUAAUAGAAGUAAAUUGUAAUGUUGUUUAAAUUGGUAUGUUCUAUCUGAAUCAUGAAAGAAAGAUUUUGGGUUUAGUGGCCCUUUAACUGCCAACAUUCCUGAAUUCUUUUUUCUAACCAAAAAGUGGAGGGAUUUGAUCUAGAGCACUGGUUUUCAAGCCUGUCCUCAUGCCUCCCCCACAGGCCAGAUUUUCAGGAUUACUUUAGGUGAGAGCAGGUAAAAUAACCAUGUUUACUAAUCGGCUUAUUAUUUCACCUGUGCUCUAGUUCAGAUAUCGAGGCCUUAGGACAGUGAUCUAUAGUAAAGGUUAGACUUGGUAUGUUCAAACUGCAUUUUGUGCAUUGCUUAGCAGUAACACUCAUAAAACCUGUAUAUAGUAAGGAAGGGUUUGACACUGAGUACUUAAAUAAGACCCUGUUCCUAGAAUGUUUGUUCUGGCUUUUUAUACACCCUUACCUGGUUCUUAAAAUACGUGGCUGGCUCCUAACAUUGAUUGAAAUAUCAGCCCCUGCAGUUACAUAACAGUUGAAAGUUAUGUGACUGUAGAAAGUGAACAGGAAAACCUAAAAUCUGUAAAUGGUGAUUCAAUGAAAGCAUUAAUUUUACUUUACUGUAUAAUAUUGUAAUUCAUUUGUAAAUAAAACAAUUUUCCUAGUACAAAUAAUGCCACAUGAAGAGGACUAUAAACUUGCAUACAAGAACUGACAUUAGUGACGGAGUUGCUGGCUUGAUGUUCUAUUUCAGUGAGGGUAAAGAGUGGUUGUAGCCAUACAUUUAAUUUAGUUUUUUAUCAAUGGUUCAAAAAAGAACAGCAAAUAAAUAUGCUGUAAUUUAGUGCCAAAAUGUUCCAGUGGAGUUGCAUUUUAUCUCCACAGUCUAGAGAGGUUUAAUUCUGCCUGCCAAACUUUAUUUUUUUUUGUUUCCUGUAAAUAUUCACUGCCAAUGUCUGGCCGAACCUUCUAAACCAGUUAUAUUGCAUUCUUUUUGGUCAGGUAGGUUUGUCAAGUGCCUUGUAAUCUAGUGUUUUACCUUUUCCAGUUUUAAAACCUGUGUGCAGUGUUUGUUAGCCUCUUCCAGCAUGUAAAUGGUUAAUCUUCUUACAUUCCAGUUUUCUGAUUUUGUAACUGCCAUGGCUGAAAUAAUGUGCCAAUGUUUGUAAUGUUCUUUUAAUAAACCUGUACAGACAAAUUUACACUGUAAA
Molecule: messenger RNA, 3988 nt
Organism: Bombina bombina (fire-bellied toad)
Lineage: Eukaryota; Metazoa; Chordata; Amphibia; Anura; Bombinatoridae
Product: transcription factor E2F5
Exons: 9
Coding region: 138-1439 (433 amino acids)
Biological process (GO): regulation of transcription by RNA polymerase II
Cellular component (GO): RNA polymerase II transcription regulator complex
Molecular function (GO): protein dimerization activity; RNA polymerase II cis-regulatory region sequence-specific DNA binding; DNA-binding transcription factor activity, RNA polymerase II-specific
Source: RefSeq, a predicted model, not a curated record